GCCUGUUGAGUAUGUCUCCGUAUAGUCAGGUUACUGGAUAACUUUAGCCAGGUGUGCUAGACAAACCAAAUUGAGCUAAAUGCUUUUUGCGGUAUAUUUCUCAAAAAUGAGCUGAAGACACAGUUACGUAAGUUUGUGAUAGAAAUACAAGAAAGUGUCAUCAACCAACCAUCCUUUGCACAUCUCUCGAUUCCGACUGUUGAUUUACCACACGCCUGGAUUUGGUCAUUUUUACAUGAGCGAACCCGAAAAUGGAGUGUCUCCUACAAGCAGUUUCUGGAUGAAGCCAAACCUGAGGAAAGGAAAAAAUUUCGACGUGUUGAAAGCUUUGCAACAGUAAACGGUGUUUUUAGGCUCUAAAUUCAAUUAAAUACAAGUAAUAUCAUGUAAGUAAGGGUGAU
Molecule: messenger RNA, 401 nt
Organism: Acanthoscelides obtectus
Lineage: Eukaryota; Metazoa; Arthropoda; Insecta; Coleoptera; Chrysomelidae
Source: the annotation of a GenBank genome assembly